Messenger RNA from Durusdinium trenchii, 1629 nucleotides. The record is from the annotation of a GenBank genome assembly. Lineage: Eukaryota; Dinophyceae; Suessiales; Symbiodiniaceae.
AUGGUGCGGCCUGGGCUUCUCCUGGGCGAUGUGUCCUUGAAUCAUCCUGAGUCACAGGCAUUCUCAGCAUCCAAUCCGCGGGAGACGCUGAACCAAUCCAGUGAGAAGCUGCUUCAAGGGCUGUUGCUGGUGGCUGUAGUGGGCCUUGGACUCCGUGCACUUCUAGCAGCAGUGCUGGCUGCAUGGCUUUGCAUUGCUUGCCAACAUCGUUCUACCAGUCAGGUCGAAGGCAAGGGCCUUGAAGUGGUGCCACUGCUCUUCUUCGGCAAGGUCAUCAUCAAUGUGACUUUGAAGGUCCUUGCGACGACCAGCCAUGGACUGCUGGCAGUGAAGUGGAUCUUGGCAGGGGAGCCAGCUGGAUUUGCCUUGGUGGCCAGCUUCGUCCUAGUGGCGGUGAACACGCAGAUUUUGGUGACAGUCGUGCAAGUGGGGCACCUUCGACAUCUUCUGCUGAAGCUGGGCCUCACCAAGCAAGCACGUGUGAGCUUCGCUGGUGUUGGCAGCUUGUGGCAGGUGCCCGGCGGCAGGGCUUGUGUAGCUGUGAACGGGAUAGCCACGCUGUGCCUGGUGGUGCAUUUGCACCAACGCCCUUGGCAGUUAUUGCCAUGGCUUGCCACGGCUUGCGGAACCCUGGUCUGGGCCAACGCAAGCUUUCAAGGUGUUGGCGUUACGACGUGGAACGACUUGAAACCCAUAGCCACAGAUGAUUCAGCAGUGAUGGAGGCAGAGGAGUUCAUGGAAAGCCUGGGAGUAGCAGAAAGUGCGCUGCCCGACACUGCGUGUGGCAAAUGGCUUGCCUUGGUCGCAAAGAUGUUCACCGUGGGCAAGGAAAACGCCAUUAUGUUGCAGAACCGGCAGGUCCUGAUGCACCACGCUUUCCCUACUAACCCAACCUUUCGCUUCUUUCACGGUGUGGUGAUGGUGCUCUUCAACCUUUGCUGCUUUGGCGUCCCGGCGGCGCUGGUGGCUGUUUCAAUGAUGCAGGUACCUGUGAUCCAUGAUCUCCAGGUCUCUGGUGGGGCGCUUUACCCAUCGCUCAGUCCCCAACAAUCGCACUACUAUGUUCGCCUGAACGAUGGAUGGACAGAGGGAAUCAGCUUUACCUUCGAAUUAGACGUGGGCAAAGCCUCGUCCUUCGAGUUCUGUUGCCCAUUUUGCGUCGAACUCACCGGCAGCGAGCAUGGAAAUUCAUUGAUCCUGAAGUCUGAGAUGCCCAAAGAGAAUUUAGGAACUUGCCAACUGAACCUCUUUGGCCUUCGAUUUCAACAGUACCAAUUCACGGCUUUGGCCUUGCAAGGCCUUGAAAUGGAGAGCCGCCUUGACACAGAGAUCGGGCACUUUGAGCCACCCUUCCAAGCCGGAUUGCAGACAUACGAGUCUUCAUUUGUUUCCAAAUCAUCAGCCUCUAUCUCACUGCGGGUCGUGCUGGAAUUGGACAUGGAGAACACGAAGGUGGGCAGGCAUAGUCUCCUAAACCGGGGAGCUCUCGAGGUGUGCCCGGAAGAGUUGGAAGCUACUAGCGCCGAAGAUUCAUCGUUAUUGGGCGUAGGGAGAGAACGAGCGAUUUUUUGUUUUCCCGAGCUUUGUUUUGCUGACCCAAACAAACCUCGUUGGCGCAAACCAAGCUAA